UCCACAGUGUCGGAAAAGUUGUUGUUCAGUUAAGGACUCGGAAAGUCAGCGGCCACACAGGCAAGAUACAUCUGCUUUACUCAUUUCCAUCCGGUCAUUCUUCGACUAUGAGGACAGACGGAGUCCUCACGCGCGGUGCCUUUGGAUUGACCACUCAAGAAGGAAACUUCACCUCCCUUUGCCCCAACGGGUCCAAAUGGGUCUGGGAAGGGUUUGGGGAAUGUGCCCAGGAUGCGAGGGACAUGGCCAGCGUUUACCUGGGCCUCCUGUCCAUCCUCUGCUUCAUGGUGUCUUCACUUCCACAGUACUACAGCUCGUGUAAAACGGGGAACAUGGACAGUGCCCUCUCUAUUUGGUUCCUGCUGCUGUGGUUGGGAGGUGACACCUGUAACCUGGUGGGCUCCUUCUUGGCGGACCAGCUUCCGCUUCAGACGUAUACAGCCGUUUACUAUGUUAUUGCUGACAUGGUGAUGCUGGGCAUGUACUUGUACUACAAGAUAUGGAACAAGAUGUUAGACAGCAGGAGGGUUUUGCACGUGGUGGGUGUAGCCUGUGUCCUGGGCUUCACCACAGGCCUCGCCCCCCUCCCUGGAUUAGGUGUCCAACAUGAAGUUGUUCCUUCUGGGUUCAGAGGUCGCGCCUUGCUCUCAACCUCCGAUGUUAGUCACAUCAAGACUUUUACCACUAAAGAAAUUAUUGGAUUCUCCAUCGGCUCAGUGUCGUCAGUCCUCUACCUCUUUUCCAGACUUCCCCAGAUGUACACUAAUUUCAAGAGGAAGUCGACAGAGGGGGUGUCUUUCUUCCUGUUCGCGCUGGUCAUCCUGGGAAACUCUACAUACGGCCUGAGUGUCCUGCUGAAGAACCCUGAUGAGGGCCAGGGCGAAAAAAGCUACAUGAUCCAUCACUUGCCCUGGCUCAUCGGAAGCCUCGGCACCCUCUCCUUAGACCUCAUUAUCUGCAUCCAGUUCUUAAUUUACCGCAAAGCUAAGUUGGAGGUGGACGGCGGCCGCGGUGAGACGACGCCUCUUAUUGGGAGCUAAGCCGAGAGUGUACUGGUGGAACACGAACGUACACUCGCUUCCAGUGAAUCCUCAAAAUCAUCACUUCCAACAGGAUCGGGAUGAAAGAACAUUUUAGUGAGAUUUGAUUGUGUAAUUUAUUAUGCUCUUUUCAUGUUUACACUUUGUUUUUAUCUGCAAAAGUACUGUGGCAGAUGAAGUCCUUCCCCUGGAGUUCAGCUGCAGUGAUGUGAUUUACGAUUCUCUUAAUGUUCGAGUUUUUAAAGGGACGAUUGAAGGUUUUCAGGUGUCGCACAUGGAUUAGAAACUCCUCCUGUCAACCCGAAAUCCUCCUGAUUUUAGGUUACAACCUCAAUUUGAUUUCAGACCUAAUCUAGAUGUCAGAAUUCUGCUGGCCGGGGGUGACCAGACCACACCGGGGUUUGUCUCAGAGUAUUCUGGUGUUUUUAAGUUGCCAAACACUUUGACGGCGUUGACACUUAACCGCUGCAUGAAGCCCAGUUUCAUCCUGUUGCAGUGACGUGUCUGACCGCAAAAGAAGAAAUGUUUUGCAAAACAUUUCCAAAUGUAAAUUCUAUUUAGUCAAUUUUUAAUUGAUGUUUACACCAAGUGCUUUAAUCACAGUUUUGAGAAUUGUUUUUUUGUUCAUUUUAGAUAUAUUUUUUAUUUGUAGUGAUAUGAUUUUUAUUUUAUUAGCUAUUUAAAAAUGCAGACACUUUUGUUUGCACUGGUGAUAAAAGUAACAACACACUACUGUGUUUAAUUUACACAUGUUCGUUGCUUCAUUCUCACUGUUUUGCACAACAAAAGUUAGUUUUGUACUUAGAGAAAUAUUGAAUAUGUUCAGUAGGUCAGUGUACUGUAAAGAUUAAACAAUAAAUAAGUAAUUUUCUUUG
Anarrhichthys ocellatus (wolf-eel) is the source of this 1915-nucleotide messenger RNA. It is a transcript of the gene slc66a1, whose product is annotated as solute carrier family 66 member 1. Gene Ontology annotation, molecular function: basic amino acid transmembrane transporter activity. The coding region runs from base 108 to 1040 and encodes 310 amino acids. The record is from RefSeq and is a predicted model, not a curated record. Gene Ontology annotation, cellular component: membrane. The transcript is spliced from 8 exons. NCBI's taxonomy places the organism in Eukaryota, Metazoa, Chordata, Actinopteri, Perciformes, Anarhichadidae.